AUGUCAAUAAAUAAAUACAGGAUAAUAGAUAAUAGUGAUAGAUUCAUUGGUAGACAUGUAGUUGCUUGUCAAUCAUUGAAGAAGGGAGAUCUCCUAUUCAAAGAGACUUCAUUCGCUUCGAUACCAGUCACAAAAUACAUUGCAAAUGCAUCUAUGUGCUCACUUUGUUGUAAGGAGAUGAAACAAGUACCAAACACAACAACUGCAGCAGCAACAACAACUGGUAAUUCAUCUGUAGAUAAUAAUAAUACAUCAAAUAAUAAUAAUAAUAAUAAUAAUAAUAAUGAGGGUAAUGAAAAUAAAGUUACUAUUGCAAGAGUACAAUGUUCUUAUGGAUGUGGAUUGUGGUUCUGUAGCGAUAGCUGUUGUAAUGAUAUGGUUCAUCAAUUGGAGUGCUCAUUCGUUGUAAAGGUUGCACAAGCAACGGUCGAUGUGCAGAAUGACCUCUCACAUUCACUGUUGGUAUUGAGAAUCUUGCUAAAGAAGAACAUACUGUCUGAGCUCUACAAUGGCGGUGUCGGUACACUAUCGGUGCAGCAACAGGAAUUCGAGAAGCGUGCACCACAAUGGCUCGAACAGACCAGUCGUUUUGCCGAUAGAUUCAUCGAGUUACUCCAAGAGGACAAACAUAUUGAUCCAACACUCCUCUCAUUCUUCACCAAACAGGAGAUCAUCAACACUGCCUGCGCCACAAUGGUCAACUCAUUCGCAUCCACCAAGAACUCUAUUAUCGUAUCGAACGGAUUCUUCUAUGAAGCUGCACUACUCAAUCAUAGUUGUCAACCAAAUACAUUCUAUUCCAUUCAAAAUAAUCAAUUACAGAUGAGAUGUAUUCAGGAUAUUGAGCAAGGUGGAGAUAUAUUUGAUAGUUAUGUAGAUUUGUUGGAACCGACCUUUGAAAGACAACAGGUGUUGUUGCAAUCCAAGCAUUUCUAUUGUAGAUGUGAACGUUGUCAAGAUCCGACAGAGUGUGGUCGUUAUUUGUCGUCGUUCAAAUGUCCGAGUUGUCAAGAGGGUUGGGUUUCACCAAUUAUCAGCUACAAUGAGAAAGACAAUGUGUUGGCACGUCUCUGGCGUUGUCUGGGUUGUCGUCAAGAACAGAACGACCGUAUCAUUCAACAACUCAAAGGUAUCGAUCAACUCAAACAGACAAUCAAUGAGAAGAAAUGGAGAGUCGAUCCCAAUGCCUAUUUGGAGCAGAUCGGUUCAAAGAUGGAGGAGGUACAGUCAAUGAUGAAUGAAAGCGAAGCACAAGCAACAAUCGCAUCCAACAAAGCAAUGAAAGACAAUCUCAUGCAAUCGAACAGAUACCUACAGAAAGCAUACGAAUGCGCAGUUAUAUGUUAUGGUGAAACCAACGAAAAUACAGUACUCAUUAAGAAUCAAAUUAAGAAAUUAACAACACCAAACUAA
Heterostelium album PN500 is the source of this 1413-nucleotide messenger RNA. Its product is annotated as SET domain-containing protein. The record is from RefSeq and is a predicted model, not a curated record. Lineage: Eukaryota; Evosea; Eumycetozoa; Acytosteliales; Acytosteliaceae. Gene Ontology annotation, molecular function: protein binding. Bases 1 to 1413 code for a protein of 470 amino acids. The transcript has 3 exons.